AGCAUCUACAGUAUCGUCCUCAUUUAUGUGGUUUCAUAGGGACAUCCGUCGUUUUAUUUUAAUACUGAAAAGCAAAGAAGACAGGUUUAUGCAUUUCUACACUGUGACAGAUCCUUCUAUGUUUCAUAUUCGACAUUUUCUAUAUCAAAACAGAGAGAAAGUACACAUUAGCCAGUCAUGCAGAGUGCUAGUUUAGAAUAUUUGCUCGUUUUUUCUUCUUGGCCUUUAUUUGAAGGUUAUGAAUAGAGUGAUCAAUUGAUAUAUUCUAAUAUUGCAUUUAGUAGAAAUGAACAAUUUUUAAAUUUUCAAGAAGAUUCUAAUUUGGUUCUCAUGUUUGUUUAAUGUCUCUAGGGAAUCUUUAGACUUAGUCUAUUGUUGUGUGCAUGACAACUCUAUAUUCCUUUUUUUUUAGUAGGAUCCCUUUACUCAAGUCCUUUUGAGUUUCAUAAAAUUGGAAUUUCAGUAUACAAUCCUGACAUUUAGGGUUUAAGUCAUCAAUAAAAGUAGUUCAGGAGUAUGGUUGAAAUUGAAAAUUUAAAAAAUAUAUCUGAAACAAAAGUACUAAUAGUGCUAACGAAAAAUUGGCCAUCGGAGAAUUUUUCAAAAGUUUAAAGAUCUCUACUUACGAGUUUUGAUUUCAUACAUUUGUUCUUUGAUUUAUUGUUAUGUAUUUUUGGUACUUAGUAAAAUGAUAUUUGAACUUUUAGUCUCAAGAUAAGUAUUUAUGUCUUUAUCUUUAUGUCAAUUACUCGCUGUUUGAAUAUACUUAUAAUAUUUAACAAUUUAAAAAGAAUAAGAAAAUUUAGCAAGCAAUCUAGAAGAUAGAAUACAAUGUAAAUCAAAGCUAUUAUUUUAAUCUUAUUUAGAGCAUAGUAUAAAAUGAUGUUCUUUGUAUGCUACAAUAGCAACCUAGAACACCCUCCAUUAAAGAUGGAAGAAGUGAAACUCCAUGGGAUGUGGGCAAGUCCUUUUGUUUACAGAGUGAAAUGGGGUUUGGAGCUUAAGGGUAUACCUUACGAAUACGUGGAAGAAGACAUUGCUAACAAAACUUCAUUGUUGCUUCACUACAAUCCUAUUCACAAGAAGGUUCCUGUGCUUGUCCAUGGUGGAAAACCAGUGUGUGAGUCCAUCAUCAUCCUCGAAUACAUCGAUGAAAUAUGGCCUCAAUAUCCUCUCUUUCCUGUCCAUCCUUUUGAUAGAGCAGCAACUCGCUUUUGGAUUAAAUAUGCUGACAAUAAGUUGUUUGGAAGUCGGCUUCUGUUCGGUUCCAGCAGCAGCGAAGAAGAGGAAAAGGCUAAGGCGGAGGGUCUCGAAUUCCUGAGAACAAUCGAAGAACAAUGCCUUGGCGACAAGAAAUUCUUCGCCGGAGAGGAGAUCGGCGCCUUGGAUUUGGCGUUCGGAGGAAUAGCGCACUGGCUACCAGUUCUUGAACAAAUUACAGGAACCAAACUUCUGAACGCCGAUCAGUUCCCUCGCUUGUACGCUUGGACCCAAAACUUCAAGGAAUCUGCUGUCAUCAGAGAUAACCUGCCGGACGCCCAGAAGUUGGCCGCGCUUUACAACGCCCUGCGCCACAAGCAGCUGCGAUCUGCUGCAGAGUAACCGAUCUUCAUAGAUGUCUGAUUUGGAUCCUAAUUCUAUUCGAAAAUAUGUUCUUGUGGGUUGAAAUUUCUGGAAAAACUAUAAAAAUAAAAGAUUCAAAUAAAUUGUUUAAAUUAAUAUAAACAAACAUUUCUGCUUCUUCAAAUAAGUUAUACUAUAUUUCUGCUGGGUGAAAUAUACCCACUCAAAUACUAGGUUGCAAACAGAAGCUAUAAACUUAAGAAUGUACGAAUUAUGACAUACAGAUUGACAUGACAAAGGUGUUAAGAAUUUGAAGAUGUGUAUGAACUAUGAACAAAACGUGAUGGCAGAUGAUGGUCUUUGCUUGUAAGGCAUUAAGCAAUGACAUUUCAAGACACUCAGUCACCAGAUUUUCGCCAUUGAUUGAUUCGAUUCAGCUUGUCAAGGAGAGUAGAAGCUUUUGUUGCAAUCCUGUUAAUGUUGUUUGUUUUCUCAAAGAAAAACAAAAAACAAAG
This is a messenger RNA of Cucumis sativus (cucumber), 2078 nucleotides long. RefSeq names its product glutathione transferase GST 23. Gene Ontology annotation, molecular function: glutathione transferase activity. Lineage: Eukaryota; Viridiplantae; Streptophyta; Magnoliopsida; Cucurbitales; Cucurbitaceae. The transcript is spliced from 2 exons. The record is from RefSeq and is a predicted model, not a curated record. Gene Ontology annotation, biological process: glutathione metabolic process. Gene Ontology annotation, cellular component: cytoplasm. The coding region runs from base 880 to 1602 and encodes 240 amino acids.